Messenger RNA from Notolabrus celidotus (New Zealand spotty), 2567 nucleotides. It is a transcript of the gene tprg1l, whose product is annotated as tumor protein p63 regulated 1-like. Gene Ontology annotation, cellular component: cytoplasm. The transcript is spliced from 6 exons. Bases 192 to 1037 code for a protein of 281 amino acids. The record is from RefSeq and is a predicted model, not a curated record. Lineage: Eukaryota; Metazoa; Chordata; Actinopteri; Labriformes; Labridae.
GAGGUCCCUUUAAGAGGAAGGGAAUUACUGGGGGGAAGUGAAGCAGGAGAGCUCUGACUUACUUCCUCGUAGCUCUCAAAAUCAAAACAUCAUCCGUGCGCCAUGGGUGAGUCUGCAUCAUCGAAAGGACAUUUCCUUAUCUAACAGUGUCUACAUUGUCGAGGAGCACCUCGAACAGCGUCUGUUGCAGCAUGCUUCAGCUAAACGAUUCGGUGGAGCCGGAGAGUCCGGGUGCCGCGAUUCUCCACCCUGCAGAAACCGAGGAAGGGGUUGAGGUCGCCUUUACGCCGCCGGAGGCCGGAAGAAGCUUCGGACACGGAGCUUCCGUGGCCUGCUGCCCUCCCUUACAAACCCUGACACCCUUCCACGUUCAUAACCCCACAAUGCAAGCGAAAGUAAAGGACUAUUUCGUCUUCAGGCCAGGUACCAUCGAGCAGGCUGUGUGCGACAUUCGGACAGUGGCACUCCCCUCUGAGGAUGGAGAGGUGCUGAGCGUCUGGCUGCUUGCAGAAGUGGACCACUGGAACAAUGAGAGGGAGAGACUUGUUCUCAUAACUGAUCGGUCGCUGCUGGUGUGCAAGUAUGACUUCAUCAACCUGUUGUGUCAGCAGGUUGUUAGGAUCUCUCUCAACGCUGUAGACACAAUUUCAGUGGGCGAGUUUGAGUUCCCACCCAAAUCACUUAACAAGAGAGAAGGCUUUGGGAUUCGUGUCCAAUGGGACAAACGUCCUCGGGCCUCUUUCGUAAACCGCUGGAACCCCUGGUCCACAGAAAUGCCCUAUGCCACAUUCACAGAGCAUCCCAUGGCCCACGCUGAUGAGAAGGUGGCAUCUCUCUGCCAGAUGGACAACUUCAGGACCCAGCUGGUGCAGGCAGUGAAGAAAGCCCAUAAGGAACACCCCAUCCCAGGCAGGGCUAACGGUGUCCUGAUCCUGGAGAGACCCCUGCUCAUCGAGACCUAUCUGGGUAUCAUGUCCUUCAUCAACAAUGAGGCCAAACUGGGAUACUCUAUGACCCGUGGCAAGAUCGGCUUCUAAAAUCCACAAUUUCUGUAAAUUACAGCUGAGUUCAACCCAUGUGUAUGAGUUACACUGUGCUGACUGAGGGAAGCUGUUGCUCCCAAACGGUGAAAUGCAUAAGUAGUGUGUGACUGUGUGUGAGUUGAGCCCAUUAAAUGUCCACAACCCCUUGAGUUGGUGUUACAGACAAGCGGUUCGCGGUAGACAUGCCCAGCAUUGCAUGGACAGUCUACUUAAUGCACUUUUGCGCCCCUACUCCCUUUUUGUCACAGAGUUGCUUGCAGCUGUGCAAUUACUAGUGGGCUUUCAGGAGUGUACGCUGAUGUGACAUAAAGUGGAGAGAAGGGACACUUGCAUCAAUUCAUUAACUCCAUAUUUGAUUUAGAAUGAGCUUGUUGAAGUCUCAUGCUCUUUCUUUAACCACUCAUUAACUGACCGUCAAAACGAAUACAAAUUAUAAAUCUGAUAAAGGAACGCUAACAUGAGGGAUGUUAUUUCAGGGUUAGGGUUUCCUUUAGAACAUUCUGCAAGCAAAAAAAGAGCACUUAGUGAAAAGCAACAAACAUCUAGUUAACCUGUGACACCAACUGAAACAUUACAUGGAUAUGUUGAAAUGGUUUCAAAUGAGGGAUUGCGUUAUUCUGAUCUUUGGGCCAAAGGGUGACUUCAUAGAAGAAGAAAUGGUGGAUGGAAUUUAACAGUUGGAUCCCGAUUAUUGAAAUGUUACUAAUAGGGAAAGUGUUAUAAAUCUGACUGCUAUACUGACAGGCCUAUCAGUAUUACUCGUGAAAAGAGUUAUUAAAACAGUUUUAAGUGUAAAGCUUAAAGAAUGAUGUCUUGACCUUAAGCCAAUGUUGUUCUCUAUGUGCUUAUAUUCAUGUAAUUUCUGUUGUCGCUCAGUGUCUAUGUUUGUACCUUUUCUAAAAAGUUCUGCAACUUGAAUUAAGGCACACUGGAAACAGAUUUGGACGCUUUGCUUCAAUUUAUCAACCACAGACUGGAUGUAUUGAAACAAGAUGUAAUUGUAUUACCAAAGGUAACCGGCCAUACUUUAAUGCUCAGCAAUGCCAAUGAAUAAUUGUCUCCCACAAUGCCUUCUUCUGGUCUUCGCAUGUUCCCUGCACGUUGAGUUUGCAUGACAGAUGACUUAUAAGAGAUUAUUCUAAAGGUUUGUAAGCAUUAGUCAGUUUUUAUUUAUCUGCUGUUAUUUUGAGGAAGUUAAUUCAUUAAUACUUCUGCAAAAUGCAUAUUUUGUUGCCGUUUCUAAAGUGCUUUAUUUAGAGUUUUUAAGAGAUUAACUUGUUAACUUAUUAUUGUGAACACACAAAGGUUUGCUUUUAGUUCUAGGUAUUUGCAGCACAGUAGCCACACUGGAGAUAAUAAAUGCUAACAUGUUCUUGUGAAGGCCUCUUCUCUGGUCUUUGUUUAGAGGUGUGUGUACAUUGUGUUCAUGCUAUCAAUGACUACAAAGAUGAAAUAUACUGCUCCUGAUACUUCAGUGAGAACUGCACACUGCAAAAUGCUUUAUAAAAAACACAAUGAAACCUG